Molecule: messenger RNA, 4023 nt
Organism: Trypanosoma grayi
Lineage: Eukaryota; Euglenozoa; Kinetoplastea; Trypanosomatida; Trypanosomatidae
Exons: 1
Coding region: 1-4023 (1340 amino acids)
Source: RefSeq, a predicted model, not a curated record
AUGCAGAGCAGCGACCACCACUGGGAGCCGGGCGUGGCGUCGAGUGGGCACGGCGCCUCUCUACUGACCCGCUCGUUUCUGGCGCACAUUGUGGGCACUGAUGCAAGGAUAGGAUCAGCAGCAACCACAACCACAAUGACGGCGUCUACCCAAUGCCCAUCUUCCGUUCAGUCGCUAUUUACAGGCACAUCCUCUUCCACUUCUACUGACACGGCUACUACGGCUGUGGGUGGGGAGGAUGCUGGAACCCUCUUCCAAGAGAAGAUACGGCUGCUGAAGAAGUCGAUGCAGGAUCAGCGAGCACUGCGUGAACAGCAGCAGCAGCAGCAGUUGCAGCGCGAGCGGGACGCGCGUGAAGUGAAGGAUGCCGUGCACAAUCUGCAGACCGGGUGCGCAGUUUUACCAUCCAACGAUAGAGGUGAUAACGAUUGGCACAGAGCUCUCAACAGCGGCAGCAGCAACACCAUCAACAUCAACAGGGACAUAACAACAGAAUCAUCCUUUAUCCAGUCGAUCGUUCCCCCAAGGGCGUGGCGCAGGGUGGCGGAGUCUGGCGAAGCCGAAGAGGUGUGCCGCACACCAAUAAAGGGAGUGACCGUGCAAUCAACUGCAGAUGAUGCCAGCGAUGCAUCAGGCGCAACGGCGUCUCCUGUUGUGGUCGUCGUGGCCUCACCGCCACUCCCUGUGGUGCAUUGUGACGCCGCCACCAUGACGGUAGAUGCGUCCCCCACGGCGCGGCUGCGCAUGAACAGCGAUGAGAAUACUGCUUCUGUGUCCGUUGCGAAUACAAAUAAGUACGACAGGUGCACUGAUGCGCCUUGCCGUGAAGUGGACAGGAAGGGGCUGGGCGGAAAAAAACCCAUGAAUCAAGGAGAUGAACCCGUUACCGCUGCUGCCAACUUGAAGAGAAGGGUUAACCCACCCGAUUGCCAGUCAACACGAAACCGUCACUGCCUGACAUCGCCGCUUGCUGAUGCUGGUGUAGGGCUAGCAGCUACAGUGAAUGAGAGCUCCGUCAAUGCGUCGCGGGACGCCGCGGUUCAGGUGGGUACGGUGCGUAGGCCCAAGGCGCCACGGAGGCGGGAGGCAGAAAUACGAACGCUGCGUGCCCCAUCAGAGCGCUGUAGCAGCAGCAGCAGCAGCCGUUUGAGCAGCCUGCAUCAGGACACACGCGCAACGGGUUCCGAGGCGAUGCUUCUCCCUUCCGAUACAAAGACGAUGUGGGCACAAAGUGAAGACGACGACGAUGACGAGCCGGCACCCCGUAGGCCCACCAGAAGAACUGCCAGGCUGUCGGAGAAGGAGGUGGAGCAACUGGUGAUGCGACGUCACGGGCCGCACGCUGUGCUUGUUGGCAGUUGCUCCGCGAGCUCCGAAACGCAUGCUGAGGAAAAUACGACGGAGGUGUUGCGCCGGCGUGGCGUGUCGCGGAGCCACGUUGUACCGCUGGAAGAGGCGAAACACGAGUUAACGACGUUGCACCGCCGCUCACCGAGCCUCGCACACAAAUGGGUGAAGGAGGACAUCGAGGCGGUUACAAAAGCAACGUUGGCGCCCACCACCCGCCCUUCAAACGGCUCGACCCGAAAUAAUCAGCAGAAGUCGCAGCGGAGGGAAGCAGGCGACGAGAGCGCGUUGCUGCGUCAGCGUCGCUGCCUUCUUCGCCAAAUUAAGUUGAUAGAUGCAGAGAUUCACCGUAUGGGGCAGGUGCCGUGGUCCAAGACACUGCGCUCGGGCACCGGCACGUCGACUGCGCUGGAGCGCGAGAAAGCUAAACUUGUGGCUCUACGCAAACAGUAUGAGACUGAACUGGAGCAAGUGGUUACAUUUGGUGAGAGGCCCGUCACACCAUCGCUGCUGCCGCCCUCAUUACCGCUGCAACACCCACGAGCUACAUCUGUGCCUCGCCGUGGUCCUUCCGUCUACGAAGCCGUGUUGCAGCAGCAACCAAAACAACCGGUGAGUACCAAGAGGCCGAGCAUGGCAGGCAAGACUCUGCAGCAAUGUGGGGCGAACGGAGGCCGCACACUCUCUAAGCGCAGUGCGCCAUUGGGUAAAGGUGGCAACAAUAGCUUGCCGCCAAGGGUGCAACACCCCGAGAAAGCGACUUCACGCUCGCAGUUUUCCUUUUCCUCAGCGCCCUGCACCGGAUCAUGCUCACAUAAUGAACUCGGUGGCCCCCUGGGACCACACGCGAACAUCAAUCGUUCAGGGUCUAGAAGGUCCAUCUCUCUCGAUGCCGAGAGAAUGGCAUCGCUUUAUCUACGCAGUGCAUCAUCAUCGCGGCGCUGUGGCACACCAUUGGGGAAUGGAGAGAGCCUGACGAUGACCUGCGACAACUCAGCUGCUGAGAGCAGCGACGUUCCCCUCUACUGGAGGGUAGCGCAGAUGAAGCGGGACACGGAGGCGCACAGCGAAAACAGGGGUGACACGAGCAACUGUUGGCUGGACUGCGAGUCCGCGUCGCCGUCGCCCAACCGCGUGAGUCCGCCGCUGCCAUCGCGGGGACGCGUCAAGAGAUUUGAUGACAGCUGGUGUGAGGCGGAGCUUUGCUCGGAUGUUCUUGCUGAUCAGUACUACUGUGCGGAGUACGGCGAAGAGGAGUGUGUAGGGAAGGAUGAGUCGAAACUCGCGACACAGCAGCCCUCAUCAGCUGCCGAAGUAGCCCACCGAAACUCAGAUCGGCGCUCCCUGUCUGUCUCACUUCCACUGAGGCAGCAGUCGCAGCAGCUUCAGAAGGCACAGGUGCAGAUGCCUCGCGCCCGCUCCGGAUCGCGGACAGGAGUGAAGAUUGCUGGUGCGGUGUCCUCUGACAAGAAGGCGGGUAAAAAGCACUCUAACCUUUGUUACCGUCUUCGUGCCCCGACACCGCAAGAGGCCUCAAACCGAGGCGAAUCAAAGCAACUGUACUUUCGGGCCGACCCAACAACCUACAAGGCGAGAACAGAGACACCAAUGCAUAACGUCGUGCCACGACGUUUGGGGAGGGAGGCGCAGCUUAACGCGUACCUGCAGCAUGAGGAGGGCUGCCGCCGCAAUAUGGCCACCAGCUGCACGCCUGCUCGAUGGCAGGCUGCCUACGCACCUCCUUUAUCACAUUUACUAGUGAAGAAGAAGCGUCUACAACAAGAGGACAGUAGCAUGUUCGUUAACAACUCCGGAAGUUUCUUCAGCAGGACAUCUCGUUCGGCUUCUGCUCCGCCACCUUCCACGCAGUUUGGAGAGAAGCCACGGAGGGCGGCGGGGCGCCACCCCUCCCCAUUUUCUCCCGUACCACAUCAGCUAAAAGACACCGUGGAUUGGACUUCUCCACCUCGUUCUCUCAGAUCAUCUCAAAUGGUGGAGCGUACACCGCCACCUGCUCACCACUCAAGCUCAUGCCACAGAGAGAAACAUGGCGGUCUGUCACCGCCACCGACAGUAUACCGUGACCCAAAGGAGGAGAGUAAACUCCGAGUGAAGCAGCAGCAACAACGACGGCAGCUUGACUUUUCCCCGCAGCUAUCAGAAGUUCAUGUGUCACCUUUGACAGAGUACAGUGGUGGUGGCAGUUCGCCGAUGGGAGCCACGUCGUGCGGGGCCGUGGCGGGUCAGCCGCGCCCAACUGAGAGUACUGAAAGGGAGUCCGAAUCCAGACAAGUAGUGAUGCGCCGACGAACACUUUCAUCGUCGAUGGGGGUUUCGCCACCUUCACCGCUGCGUGAGAUAGCAGCCGCUCGCAGAUCGAGCACCAACGUGCUAUCGACGCCCUUAAGGACCACGCCGUCACCGCUCAAGAGCAAGCCGCAGCGUCACCUCGGCGAUGACCGGACAAACGAGUUGUACCCUUCUUCUUCACGUUCUGCUGCCGCACCGCAGACCACACGACGGGUUGGCGCGGGUGGGAUCACGCUGCGCCAGCUCUUUGGCCACGAACAGAAGCCCCUUCUUCGCUCCCCAGGGAAUGGACUAGAAAGGGGUGGAUGUAGUUCAACCGAUGUUCUACUGGACCGUAUAUGUGAAAUGCGAGCGCAAAUGAAGUGA